Molecule: messenger RNA, 1414 nt
Organism: Nymphaea colorata (pocket water lily)
Lineage: Eukaryota; Viridiplantae; Streptophyta; Magnoliopsida; Nymphaeales; Nymphaeaceae
Product: phosphoserine aminotransferase 1, chloroplastic-like
Exons: 1
Coding region: 119-1216 (365 amino acids)
Biological process (GO): L-serine biosynthetic process
Cellular component (GO): chloroplast stroma; cytoplasm
Molecular function (GO): pyridoxal phosphate binding; O-phospho-L-serine:2-oxoglutarate transaminase activity
Source: RefSeq, a predicted model, not a curated record
AGCGGAGGAGAACCCACAGUGUGAACGGACAGUUCCUGAGCGAGCUCUCGGUUGCUGCUCCAGUCUUCGCUCUCGCUCCCCUCUGCAGCUGUCUUCUUUCUUUUACUACCUCACAGAAAUGUCGGAGAACCGAGUGUUCAACUUCGCCGCCGGUCCGGCGACCCUCCCCCUGAACGUCCUUCAAAAGGCACAGGCGGAUCUCGUCAACUGGGGAGGAUGCGGGAUAAGCAUCAUGGAGAUGAGCCACCGGAGCAAGGAGUUCCUCUCCGUUAUCCAGAAGGCGGAGGCCGACCUCAGGCAGCUCCUGAGCAUCCCCACCGACUACGAGGUCCUCUUCCUCCAGGGCGGCGCCACCACCCAGUUCGCCGCUAUCCCUCUCAAUCUCUGCAAACCUGAGGAUACUGUCGAUUACGUGGUUACCGGAUCGUGGGGAGACAAGGCCUUCAAGGAAGCACAAAAGUUCUGCAAACCCAACCUUGCGUGGUCGGGGAAAUCAGAGAAGUUCACCAAAAUCCCUGAUUUCGGCGAGAUCAAGCAAGACCCAAAUGCCAACUACCUUCACAUCUGCGCCAACGAGACCAUCCAUGGCGUCGAAUUCAAGGAUUACCCGACGCCUAUCGGCAAAGACACCGUUCUUGUGGCCGAUAUGUCGUCUAAUUUUUGCUCGAAGCCGGUGGAUGUAUCGAAAUUUGGGCUGAUCUACGCCGGGGCGCAGAAGAACGUCGGCCCCUCUGGCGUGACAAUCGUCAUCGUUCGGAAGGAUCUCCUCGGCAACGCCCAGCCGGUGACUCCCGUGAUGCUCGACUACAAGAUCCACGCGGACAACAAGUCUCUGUACAACACUCCCCCCUGCUUCCCCAUCUACAUGUGCGGGCUGGUUUUCGAAGAUCUGCUGAACCAGGGAGGAUUGGAGGAGAUUGAGAGGAAGAACGCGGAGAAGGCGAGGAUCCUCUACGAAACGAUCGAUGAGAGCGGCGGCUUCUACCGAUGCCCCGUCGAAAAGUCGGUGCGAUCUCACAUGAACGUUCCCUUCACGCUCGAGAAGUCUGAGCUCGAGGCCGAAUUUAUCAAGGAGGCAGCUGCGCAAGGGAUGGUGCAGCUGAAGGGACACAGAUCCGUUGGUGGCAUGCGCGCUUCGAUCUAUAACGCAAUGCCGUUGGAAGGAAUCCAGAAAUUGGUUGCUUUUAUGAAAGGUUUUCAGGCCAAGCAUGCUUGAAUGCUACGGUAGGGCUUGAUCCGUCUUCUUCUGUUUUUUGCCGACGGGAGGAGAUUAAAAGGUGAUUAAAUAUCUUAUUUAAUCCCUAAGGUGGUUUGAGUGUCUUGUUUCUUCCUUGUCUGUAUCUCCCUUAUCUCUUCGAGUAGUUUGUGAACAGAGUAAGAGUGAUGAAAUAAAUUUCCGUGUUUGCUUUUGCCA